CAAAGACUUGUCAUUUUAAUCUCGUUAACAAUGACAAACAGUCUCUAUGCUUAUCUAUUUAGUAGCUAUCUGCACAAAAUUGGGAAUUACUUUUAUUUUACAGAAUAUGAACUUCUCGCAAUUUGGGAAAUAACUAUUAUUUGUACCAGACAAAAAAAAACAAAAAAUCAUUAUAAUGAAAUCUGAUGAGAACAACAGCAUAGAUUCCAGAAAAUUUCUUAUAUUCUGGCUAAGGUAAGAAAAAUAAAUAUUAAAAAUAAUUACUGUUUAUUUCAAUUAGGUAUUAAUUUUAAAUAGUUUAUUUAAGUCGAUUGGUAAAAAAAAAAAUAUUUUUUAAAAAUAUAUCGAGCACAAACUUAAAUAAUGAAAUUAUUCAAAAAUUAUGUACUUUAAAUGUAUCUUCAAUAAAAACUUUUCUAGUAGGUAUUUUAAUUUAGUACUAAUACUCAAUAAAUUUUAUCCUUCAUAUUUAAUAGAUUUUAACACACAGUUGGUACUUUAGCGAGUUAAUUGUUUAUUUUCAAAUUCUUUUUUUUUGAACAUAUCAAAAAAAAAUAAAAAAUCAAUACUAUUGAAUAUACCUAAAACGGUGUUAUUUAGAAGUACACCAGUUUUUAAAAAGUCAAUUUUAAAAUUUUACUAAGAUAUUAUAUUGAGUUUUGUUUAAAACUAUUGUAUUUGAAAUAUGAAUACAAUGUUUAAUUAUUAAUUAACAAAUUUUCCACCAGUUUUCCACUUAAAUUUGGCGAUCUUAAAUUAAAUAUACAUAAUAUAUUGUUAUAAAAUAAUAAAUUCAUAGUAAGUAAUAGUAGUAACAUUAAUGUUAUUUCAACAAUUUUCAAUAUUGGGCUGGGAGAAAUAAACCCCCUUUUUUUCUAGGAAUCCGGUGAUAAUUGAAAUUAAAAACAUGUUGUUAAAUUACCUCUGUUUAUUUCUUAUGCUAAAAAUAAUAUCAACUAUACUUUUUUACAAUGGAAUAUUUUAAUUUAUAUAAUUCAUUAAUGGCAACACACUAAAAAUUAUGCUGUCUAUGGUAUUUAUUUAUAAGCAAUAUAAUACUAUAUUUUUAAUUAUGUCAACAAAAUAUAAUACGAUGUAUCAACACAUAUUUUUGUAAUAUUGGCCAUAGUAAAACUAAGUGACCUUAGUAAGUUAUUUCAUACUAUUGUUUUAAGUACACACAAUUUACAUUACCUUUAAAUUAUAAAUCAUUUUCAAAUGGCGUCACUCACACUACGGUAAAGUAUCAAUUAUGUUAUAAUUAACUUUAUUAUUUUAACACUUAAUUAUAUGGGUAUGCAAACCUAAAGAAAAAUAAGUCUUAAAUAAUGAGAUUACAAAUAUGAUUAAUUUUUUUUUUUUCUUCUAGUGUAUCAAUGAGUGUUAAAAAUUAUGUUUUUAUAUAUAUAUAUAUAUAUUUACAUACAUAUAUAAUUAGGUAUAGGUGAGCGCAUACUUAUUAUUAUCUCAGUUACUAUUUAAAGAAUCAACUAUAGUUAAUUAAAAGUACAAAUUACAAUAUUAACAUUAUUUAUAUACAGUAUGAGUAAUAGGGAUUUGAUAAUACUUGAUUAUACUAAAAGAUUGACAAUUAAUCUUUAUGAAACACCAUUUAUAUAACGUUUAUUAUUUAGUCAAUUACCUAACGAUGCUCCAAACAAAUGCACUUGUUUAAUGUCCAUAUGAUCUAAUAGUUGCAUGAAUCCUUCGCACCAUUCUGUCACGCUCCAGUAAGGUGGAUUUUCGGCCUGUAUAUUAAACAAAUAUUUACUAUUAUAACGUUUAAAUUUAAUUUUUACCAGACUGUAAUAACCUUUGAAAAAAAAAAAAAAAAAAAAAAAACCAACCGAUAUUACUCGAUAGCCUUUUGAACUGAGGGUUAGCAGCUGUUUAAAAAAUACUUCGGCUCGACCGCUGACCGGGUGCAAGAACACCAGGGGAGUCUCGACCGAUCGGGGACCGGUGUCGUACACUCGCCAUCCCUAGAACCAAAUUUUAACGAUAUCAGUUAUUAUACAAUGUCCCGCGGCAUUGUGAAGUCGAUACACUACGGUAAAUUAUGCGUUUCAACAUUACGGUUUUGAACAACGCGCUGGUACGGACUGUACGAAGCCGUUUUAAUCGUUUAUUGCGAAUAAUUGAUAAAUAGCUUUGCACGUUUUUGGCAGCCACAGGGCUGCAUAAACCGGCGACAGUUUUAAAAGACCGAUGUCAACCGGACGCUAAACGAAACGAUUCGGUGACACGCAACAAGCCGCAAGAGGAUACCCGAGCGCGAAACGGAUAAUCCUGUAGAAACCGGGUCGUUCAAAACCCGCGCCGCAGAAACAAACACGCUUAUUACGGUGAAAUUAAAAACGCCCACCUUGUUGGUGCCGGUUUCGUCCAAUACGAUUUGCUUUAACGGAACGUUACACCUGAAGCUGACGUACUCCGGGGAUUGGAAAAUUCGACUGGAAUAGCUCAUGGCGCCGCUCACGUCGUAGUCGGUGAGUGUGUGAACGCAGCGCAGUUUUCGGGAUCGUAUCGAUCAACAAUUAUUGUUAUCAUUACCGUUCAUUUAUCAACGGGCGUCCGGACGUAGAAAUCGAAAACAACUUGUUGCCAACGGCGCUGCAGCGGCCGGCCGAACAACAAACGGAACAAGUAACCGGAGUGCGGAACGGUUAAACGCGGUUCCCCAGUCGCGUCGGCAGUACGCUGCACGCGCUCGUUAACGAUAAACGCCACACGGGAAAAACGCUUACGAAUCGGGCGUCGCACGGAUUGCCGACAGCAGCACCGUGACCUAGCUAACCUACCUGGUGUCUACGUUUCACGAUAAACACCAUAAAUCCGGUACGGCGAACAACGGCACUUCCACUUCCACUCGUCUUAACAGAUAAGAGAAAACGUAAAUUAGGUGGUCGAGGCGCGCGGCGAUUGAUCUGUCGGUUCGCCGUCGCGGGUAAUUUUCUAUUUUUCCUCUCUUUCUCGAAACGGUUUGUACCAAAAAAAAAAAACCUCGAGACGCUUUUUUCGCCCGUUACGUUUCGGACCUAGGCGGUAGGUAAUUUCAAAGUAGUUUCCAUUGAACUCCCGGGAAAAAUCGGUGGUGGGGAAACGUAGGAAACGCGGCGAAAUUUUAGGCGGCACUAGCGGUUUUCGAUUUCGGUUUUUUUUUUUUUGUAAACUGGUCGAACGUUUUCGCGGACGGCCGACGGAAUCGCCCACCACGACCCGUGCCCGUUUUUAUUCGCCCCGACGCGCACGGUUGAACUUAAUACGCGCGCGGGCCGGCAAGCGAAAAUGACGUGUCGACGUUCAAACCGUUACGCGGGAUACGUAUACGAGGCGCACGGUCCGGGCGAAAAUUGUUGCGCGCGUAACGCGCGCCAACGAUGCGGACGCCGCCGUAAUGCGGACCCGGAUAUCCGAUAGGUAACCGUGCGCGGGCGGAUGUUUUGACGGAUUUGGUCACUGGCGGACUAAAUCCUCUGAAAAGUCCCAUCGUGUGCGAUGUUCUGACGACCCAAUCCGUCAAAGCGAAAAAUCCGUCAGGCUCGGUCCGACGGAUCGAGUCCCUCGCUGAUCCACCAACUACAUCAAUUUAGAAAGACCGGAUCUGACGGACUUUGAAAAUAAAUUGUAUUGAUAAUAAUAUUUUUCAUUUAUUAUCAUCAUACAAAAUCAUCUGUUUACUUAUCAAUGGUUCGUUAAGGUUUUUUUUUUUUUUGAUAACAAUCAUAUUUAAACAUUUCAUAAAUCCCAAUGUUCUAUGGUUGAAUUUCCUUUUUUUCAUUAUAAUAAUUAUGCAUAAUAUUUUUUUACUAAUCGUGUACAAAUAAUGAAGUGGAAUUUUAAUUCGUAAAACACUUACCCAAGGGUCGAUCAAAAUCUGGUCUUGACAUUCUCAAAUAGUAUUUUAAAUCAUUUGGUUCGUUUUUGUCCAACUCUUGUAAUAAUGGCAUAUGACUAAACACGUGCUAUCUACCGAGCCAGUUCUUUACCCACCUGACGCCUUUUUGCCUUUGAGAUAUAAUGGCACCCGACCAUCAACCCUGCAGCGGCUAUCGAUUUUUUUUUUUCCUCGGAGGCAUACGUUUAUUCAUUAUAUUAAAAUGUACGAGAAUAAAAUAAUAAAUAAUAAUAAUAAAAUGCUCUAACACAAAUUCGCAGCAUAACAAAUAACAGUCAGUAAAUAACUGAUAAUAACUGCUGUAAUCCGUCGUAUUAAUCCGCGGGUCUUUCGGGAUGUCUUGGAAAGACCGGAGGACUUGAUCCGCAGCAUAAAAAUGUACGGAUUUCCUCCACUAACCAACGGACUGAGCCCGCUGGAGGACACGGUCCGUGAAGAUGAGCGGACUUGUAUUUUUUACGUUAGUGGGCACAGCCAAAGACCUAGCCCGUCGGACCGAAUCCGCCAUAGAAUCCGCUGGUGUGUACGGCCACCUUGGUGUCGCACGGUUUUCCGUAAUAUUCGAAACGCGUAUGUAACGCAAUAACAACGCGGGCGCGUAAACGCAAUUGACAGUCGUAAUCGAUUGGCCGGCCCGCUGGGCGAUACGUACCCCGCGACGCUGAACCGUUGCCGGGACGGUGUCGUCGCCGCGUUCCGACGUUUUUUUUUUCGUUUUCCGAAACCGGGAGGAACGGAACCCGGCGUUCGCUUUCUUCUUAAAUAGGGCGCUUUCGUGAACCCCCUUCCCGGUCCUGCGUUCGGAAUGAAACGUACCGCUUCCCAGCACUGCGAAUAAACCGUAAAGCCGGGGGCGGCGGCGUUUUUUAUUUCUCCCCCCCCCCAUACCUUUCGACAACGUCGAUUAUUAACGGCAGAACGUUAACAAUCCCAAGUGAAAUACUGCGGUGGCGCGACACUUCGGGGGCACCAAACCCGGAUUCCAAUCAAGGGAACCGUCCCUAAACGCCAGCACAGUCCUGAACGCAAUCCAAGACGUCCCAUUUCUACCUUCCGUUAAAUCUCGUUUGGUUUUACGGAGACGUGGACAGUUAUAAAUCGUGUAGUUAAUUGUGAACACAAAAAUAUAACGCAACUAUUCAGAGGCGGUGUGCGACAUUUCAAUCGGCGGUUUAAGAAGUAUGAAAUACGGCACCCUACUCGCCCACUUGCACCCUACUGACCCACUUGCCCUUUGUGGUUCGAUUUAUAAUAAUGGCACUUUUUCCAAAUGAAUAUCUGUCUGGGGACGUACUUUAACGUGGUCAUUUUUUGAUUUCCUCGGUUAAUCGGAAAGGCCGGGAAAAACGGGAAAACAGGUACAAUAUUAAGCAAAUAUUAUCAAAGAAAAUAAUAUAUAAUGCUUACGAAAUCAUUUUACCAUAAUAUGACAUUCUGUGAAUUGUACAUCUGGAUUACACGAGAUAAGCAUUAAGUUGUCCAGCCCAGCUUGUCCCAUUGCAGACGGAGAUUUGUUCUGAUAAGCUUUGACUUUGAGAAACGCCGUUCAGCUGUAGCACAUGUAGGCGGUUUUGUACAAACACAUUUUGCAUGCAAUUUACAAGUCUGGAAAAGAGGAUGACAUUCCCGUUUUACGAAGAAAACAAUCAAUUUAUCAGUAUUCAGCAUUGAGAAUAUCAUAAAAAGAUGAAAAAAAAAAAUAUAUAUAUAUAUAAUAUGUUAUAUUAUAUGAUUUUUAACAUCAAUUAGUUGUAUUUAAAAAGUGCGGUAACAAUAAACCAGAGUUUCAUAUCGGUUUAAUAAACUACACCGCUAGAUAGCGUCAGCCAGUAGUUCCCACGGAUCAUUUAUAAAACAACCAUACCAGAAUUCGUUGUUUAACCAGUAUAUCUUGAACCAUGAUAAUAACAUUAUUGUCAUUAUCAAAAAUAUUAUUCGAUAAUUCGAAAUGUUAUGUUUCUGGUGAUUUCUGUCCGUUACCCUCGGUAAUUUCUGAGCAAAUGCCGGUACCGAAUUUCCGGGAACUUUAUUAAUAGUAUAUAUUUUAUUAGUUUUAUCGGGCGGCUGCGCGAUUCUUGGUACUCGAGUCGUCGGGGUUUCCAAAUACCUACCUUUUUGACACUCGUCCGUCCUAAACUUCUCUAACAUUUUAUUGGUUUCGCGUUUGGCCUUUGGCAAGUCAGCAUAUUUAAAAAAAGCAAACAGUUUUCGUGUAAACCUAACGGUACCUAUCCAUAGUAAUAUUAUAGUUGUGAUUUGUACACGAAUAAAACAUGGACGCUUUCGUAGACCUGAACAACAAGACCGCCGGCAGAGACAGAAUAGCAAGGUAUUAUUACACAUCGGGUUACAUUUAUUAGGAAGAAUAGUGGAAGAAAUGGAUGUGUGGCUGAACGAAUUUGAUUGAAACGCCGUGUGUUAUAUCAUUAAGAAUAAAAGCCAAAAGAUAAAUUUUGUAAAAUUGCCAUGACAGUGUUAGGUGUUGUUUAAAAACAAAACUAGCAGAAAUGGGAAUGCUAAAGUGGACGUAUGUUGUGCGACCAGGUUCUAUAAGAUUAGGAAUGAAUAAAUUAUUAUAGCAGGUAAUCUUGUAAUCUUAUGAUUAAAUACAUUAAAGACGAUAACCAGAUUGGAAUUUCGAGUGAAAAGAAAUUAUUAGAUAGUAGAGAAAAGAUAUUAUGGGGAUCGAAUGUAGAUAAAAGCUGGAGAAAAAAAAAAGAAGUGGCCAGAAGUUAUAAGGGUGUGUGAAGUAAAUCAAGAAAGUAACAUCAACAGAUAUGGUGAAACUAGCUAAUUCCACUUACGUGAGGAAUGAUAUUUUUAAAAUGGUAGUGUUGGUAGCUGCUGAGGAAAUAUAGGUGCACUCAGUUAUACUUGUGACUUGGACGUUAACUUUAGAUACCUAGGUUGAGAAAUAGUAAUUAAUAGGUAAUUGAUAGAAUCGUGUGAAAAGUGAGAAUUAGAGUAUCUAAACGUAAAAUAUAAAUUACAAUUAAUAUAAUAUAAUUUAUUGACAUCUUAGACAAUGGCUGACUAUGCGUGAUCAAAAAUUAUCGUGCAUCAUACAUUUGACAAUGUUUAAUGUUGUGAGGUAUUAUGUUAUUAAUGUAUGUUCGAUAUAUAUUUGUCUAGGUUUGUACAGUACGGUUCAAAAACGGCAUGGCACUAUAUGGAAAAAAAAGACUUUAAUACUGAAUCGGUUGAAAAAUUCAAAAAUCUUGAACAGUCUUUGGCGACAUUUCGUAAAUGUAAGUAUUACAUAAUUAGAUUUUUUGUUUACUUUUCAACCAGCAGUUCUGUUAUAGUUGUCAUAUAUUAUCAGUACUUAUUUAUUAAUUGUUUUUUUUUUCCAUACCGCUUAAAUCUGAAUCUGUUAUUAACUGUACCUAUUGUUUUUAAAAUUUGUUUUAGAGUUGUGAAAAUAAAUAUUUUCUAUAAAUUGUUCUGUAUGUUUAUUAUUAUUUAAUUUUACAAAUAAUAGGUAAAUAGAUUUUUGGCAUAUUUGAUAAUGAUUAAUUAAUACAUAUUAUUAUUGUUUGUUUUACAGUAUUAAGAUUUGGCCGGUUUACAGAUUCAUUGCAUGCUGCCUUGCUGACCGUUAAUCAUCCGGACAUAAUAAUCAAAUACUGUGUGACAUUUUCUAAGAUCGCCCAUUCUUUGUAUUUGUUAUGCGAUCAUUUUAUAUGGUUAAACAGAAAUAAUUUUAUACAAAUUAAUGCUAUUUCUUGGGGUCAAGUAGGUAAUAAAUAUUGGUUACUGUCCAUAGUUAUGAAUCUUGUCAGAGACACUAUGGAACUAAACAACUUGAUGAAAGCAAUUCUGAAAAAAAAAAUACUCAACACUCUGAACAGAAAUGUAACUCCCAAAGAAGUAUUCACCAAAGAAGCAGUUCACUUUGUUUCUAACCAUAAAGACUUGUUAAUUGAUACUGUAAAAAAUAGCUGUGAUUUAAUGUUACCAUUGACAAAUUUAGGGAUUAUUAAGUUAAGUCCAAGUACUAUUGGCGUUAUUGGUAUGAUAUCAUCAUUACUCAGCUUGUAUACGUUAAUGGAUAAGUCUGCCAAGUUACCCUAUUCCUGAAAAUAAUUGUUAUUUGAAUAUAUCUCUAUUAAGGAAUAGUUUGGAGUGGUUGGUUAAGUAAGAUUUAUAUACAAAUUUUAUAAAUCAAAUAUUUUUUAAUUAUCUUUUAUACUUUUAAAUUUAAAAAAAAAACUAAAACAAUCAAACUAUUUACUAUGUAUAUAGUUUUUACACAACACAAUUUUUUAUUAAAAUGUAUGUAAUACAUAAUACAUAAUUUAUUAAAUUCUGUUAAAUUUUCUGUGAAUUCAUUUUUAUAUUUAACUUCAAUAAUGUUAAGACUGUUAGAAUAGUACCUAUAGAUAUUUUGGAAUGGUUUAAGUUUUAGUUUUUAAAGUAUUUUUUCAUGGUGUUAAUACAUUUAAUAAGAUAAUUCAAUUGAUUUCUGCUAAACAUAAUUAUAAAUGUAUUAUAUUAAUCAAAUUAAAUUGACUACUAUACAGGU
Molecule: messenger RNA, 8423 nt
Organism: Cinara cedri
Lineage: Eukaryota; Metazoa; Arthropoda; Insecta; Hemiptera; Aphididae
Source: the annotation of a GenBank genome assembly